CUUCAUCUAUACGCUGUAACUAUUUUACGGUAGUUUUUCAAAUAGUUACCUAUUGAAAAUAUUGAAGUGAAAUUAAUUAAAGUAUACUAUUUCAGACAUAAAGGAUAACAAUUGCUUUAGUGUAUAAUUAUAAAAUAGUUGUAAUUUUGAGAAAUAUGUUUCUUUUCAUUCUAAAAUUACUAACACUGUUGCCGUUACUGAAAAAUGUGGUGUUGGCAGUUGAUAUGACGGAAAUAGUUUGUUCAUUAUUUCCACCAUAUUCAAAAAGUGUAUCUUUUUUAUUGUAUACAAAAAGUGUUGAAAACUUUUCGAUCACUGCAGAUGAAGAAUCAGUUAAGAAUUGUCCGUUUAUCCCAAAUUCUAAUACCGUCAAACUUAUUGUUCAUGGGUUCGGUGCAAGCAGUAAGGCUGUCAAUAUAGUUGCACUGCGAAAAGCGUAUAUUAACGGACCGCAGAAUCACAAUGUCUUAUUGGUAGACUACUCAAACUUCACUGGUAAAGUUUCGCAGUCAAACGUUAUAACGCACAGCUUAAAGUAUGUUCAAGCAGUGAAAUGCGGUUUUCCAAAGGUGGUGAAUGCUAUUACCGAGAUUAUAGAGAUGAUACAAAACUUGCGACCUGAAAUCACUAAUGUUCACAUGGUUGGACAUAGUUUAGGGGGUCAGAUAAUCGGACAAUCAGGAAGUCAUCUUAAGGACAAGGGGAAACCAGUACAUAGAUUGUCCGCACUGGAUCCGGCCGGUCCGUUAUUCUCUACUUCCUGUAUCACAGCAGAAAGUGGCUUUUUUGUGGAUGUGUAUCACACACAGAUCGCAGGUUUUAAGGGUGCCACGAAACCAGCGGGAAUCGUUGAUAUUUAUGUUGACAAUGCCGUUGUCCAAGACGGUUGCCUCAGUAAAAAGACACAUGAAAAGGUCUUAGAGUGUUCUCAUAGAGCUGCUCUUUUGUACUUUGCUGAAUCUAUAAAUAACCAAAAUAUGAAGGCAAGCCGGUGUGAUGAAAUUAAGACGAUUGUUAAGAAUUUAGAUGCUUUAAAGAACAUUGACAAAAAUAAUAAUAACGUGUUAAGUUCUACUUGUGACAAGAAAUCAAACUCGGAAGGAGAUCAGAUAGUAUUCGGAGAAAAUAUUUCCUUCAAUGCUACAGGAGUGUACUUUAUAAGAAUUCCGACUGUACCUAAAAUCGACUAAACAAUUUUGUGAAGCAAUUACAAUAAUUUUAAAACAAUUGUUUGAUUUAAUAAAUUAAGAAAGAAGGAAAAACAAUCUUUGUUUGACCCUUUCAGACCUUUUAAGAGUUUAACCACUGUACACUAUAGUAUGCAUGGUGUAUAUUUAAAUUUU
Messenger RNA from Adelges cooleyi (spruce gall adelgid), 1343 nucleotides. Its product is annotated as lipoprotein lipase-like. The record is from RefSeq and is a predicted model, not a curated record. Lineage: Eukaryota; Metazoa; Arthropoda; Insecta; Hemiptera; Adelgidae. Gene Ontology annotation, molecular function: lipase activity. The coding region runs from base 156 to 1190 and encodes 344 amino acids. The transcript is spliced from 6 exons.